CCCACCAGUCGGACAGUCCCUCCCUUGGGAUACCCAUCGGGCCAGACCCCAGAGCCGCGGGGGCGCCGCAGGGAUGGGGAGCGACCCCCAGCAUUACUACGGGAAGCACGGAACUCCACAGAAGUAUGACCCCUCCUUCAAAGGACCCAUUUACAAUCGGGGCUGCACAGACAUCAUUUGCUGUGUGUUUUUCCUCCUGGCCAUCGUGGGCUACGUAGGGAUCAUAGCUUGGACUCAUGGAGACCCCCGAAAGGUAAUCUACCCCACUGAUAGCCACGGUCCGUUCUGUGGGCAAAAGGGCACAAAAAAUGCGAACAAACCCUACCUGUUUCAUUUCAAUAUUGUGAAGUGUGCCAGCCCCCUUGUCCUGCUGGAAUUCCAGUGUCCCACCCCCCAGAUGUGCGUGGAGAAAUGCCCCAACCGAUACCUCACCUAUCUGAGUGUUCGCAGUUUCCCGGACUAUGAGAAGUACUUCAAGCAGUUCUGCGUGCCUGGCUUCCAGAACAACAAGGCUGUGGCGGAGGUGCUUCGGGAUGGUGACUGCCCUCCUGUCCUCACUCCUAGCACACCAUUGGCCCAACGAUGCCUCCCAGCCAUUCACACCCAUAAGGGGGUCCUCGUGGUGGGCAACGCGACAACCUAUGAGGAUGGAGACGGCAUUCGGAAAAACAUCACUGAGCUGGUGGAGGGCGCCAAGAAGGCCAAUGGGGUCCUGGAGGCUCCGCAGCUGGCUAUGCGGGUCUUUGAAGAUUACACUGUCUCCUGGUACUGGAUUGUCAUAAACCUGGUCAUUGCUAUGGUGAUGAGCCUCCUGUUCAUCGUGCUGCUCCGCUUCCUGGCUGGCAUUAUGGUCUGGGUGAUGAUCAUCAUGGUGAUUCUAGUACUGGGCUACAGUAUAUUUCACUGCUGCAUGGAGUACACCCGACUGGGAGGUGAAACCGGCUCUGACAUCUCCCUGUUGGAUCUCGGUUUUCAGACAGAUCUCCGCGUGUACCUGCACUUGAGGCAGACCUGGAUGGCUUUCAGGAUAAUUCUGAGCAUACUUGAGUUUAUUAUCAUCUUGCUGCUCAUCUUUCUACGAAAGAGAAUUCUCAUCGCCAUUGCACUCACCAAAGAAGCCAGCAGGGCUGUAGGAUAUGUGAUGUGCUCCCUGCUGUACCCACUGGUCACCUUCUUCCUGCUGUGCCUUUGCAUCGCCUACUGGGCCAGCACUGCCCUCUUCCUGUCCACUUCCAAUGAAGCUAUUUAUAAAAUCUUUGGCGAUGCCAACACCUGCCCAGUUAAUGGAAAAACCUGCAUCCCUGAGACCUUCCCCUCCUCCAACGAGUCCCGCCUAUGCCCUGGAGCCCACUGCCAGUUCACCUUCUAUGGUGGUGAGUCAGCUUACCACCGGGCCCUGCUGGGCCUACAGAUCUUUAAUGCUUUCAUGUUCUUCUGGCUGCCCAACUUCGUGCUGGCUCUGGGCCAGGUCACGCUCGCUGGGGCCUUUGCCUCCUACUACUGGGCCCUGCACAAGCGAGACCUGCCUGCCUUCCCGCUCUUCUCCUUUAGCCGCGCACUCAGAUACCACACGGGCUCCCUGGCCUUUGGUGCCCUCAUUCUGGCCAUCGUGCAGAUCAUCAGAGUGAUGCUGGAGUACUUGGAUCAGCGCCUGAAAGCUGCCGACAAGUUUGUCAAGUUCCUCAUGACCUGUCUCAAAUGCUGCUUCAGGUGCCUGGAGAAGUUCAUCAGAUUCCUCAAUAGGAAUGCCUACAUCAUGAUCGCCAUCUAUGGUACCGAUUUCUGCAUCUAAGGCUAAGCCAAGAACGCCUUCUUCCUGCUGAUGAGAAACAUCAUCGGAGUGGCUGCCCUGGACAAAGUUACUGACUUCCUCUUCUUGUUGGGCAAACUUCUGAUUGUGGGUAGUGUGGGGAUCCUGGCUUUCUUCUUCACCCACCGUAUUAGAAUCAUACAAGACACUGCACAGCCCCUAAAUUAUUGCUGGGUCCGUAUACUGACUGUGAUCAUUGGCUCCUACCUGAUUGCCGACGGCUUCUUCAGCGUCUAUGGCAUGUGUGUGGACACAUUGUUCCUCUGCUUCUUGGAGGACCUCGAGAGGAAUGAUGGCUCGGCUGAGAGGCCUUACUUCAUGUUUUCCAAUCUCAAGAAGCUUUUGAACAAGACCAACAAGAAGCCGGCGAAAUCUUAAAGGCCCCACCUUCCCCCCACCACACCUCCCUACAAGGUCUCACGCUGGGUGCUCGGCAGCUGGGUCACAGCCUCCAGCCCCUUGGGCUGACAGGAGUCCUGUCAUUGCCACCCCACCAUCAUCCAGUUACCACCAGUUUCUGGAGACCCAGAAGAUUUGUGGCAUCUCCUUCGUAUGCCAAGGGACAGUCAGGCUUUUCAUGACGCCCCCCGCCCCCCCAAGACUGUGCAACCAAUCUGGCCGGGAUGGGAAGGAGUCCCAUCACUGGCCGGGAUGGGAAGGAGUCCCAUGAGGGCUCUUGAUGUGUCUGGCCCUCGAUGGGGCCCAACCUCUGUGGGCUGCGUCCAGCUUCCUGUUCCCUCCUCUCGGGGGAUGGUGUUUGUGUCUGUGGGAACCACGGCCACAGUAAGCUCCGGCUCCUGAAGGCCCUCGUUCACAUGGGAUCUGCUCAAGACAGGACCGAGCCCCUUCUCCAGAGCUGAACAAUUGGCACUGGGGCUGCCACGUGUUUCUUUACUAUUUUUCUUAAUCUAGCUGUGCAUUAAAGGUCUAUUAGUUUUUUUUCUGUCUCAACAGCUGAAAUGGGGCCACUGAGGAGUGCCUUCUGUUAUCUGGUAUGGCUGCAGUGGGGUGUGGUACUCGUGCCCAGGAGGGGUGUCUCCUGGCAUGGGGGCAGCAGGGCGCCCUGGUUGUUGAUGGGAGAUGAGGGAGUGAGACUAUUCUGGGAGGCUGCUUUGAGCAGGAGGAAGGAGACCCCUAAUAGCCGCCUGAUGGAAACCUGCUGUCUGGAUGGCUGGCUGGCGAAGCUGGACUGAGUUUCUUCCCUCCCUCUGCCAGUGAUUGACACAGCUCUUUCUAAGAGAGAAGAGAAACUGAAUCCACCCAAGGGACAAUUUCAGGGCAAAUGCUGCAUGCACAGCGGACCUCCCUGACCAGUCACCUCAUUUUGAGGAUCCUUUGGCUAAAUUGGUUGAACUCAGGACCUGGUCUCCUGGUGUUCUCCCCACCAUAUCCUAAGGCCCCUGACUUCAUGUCUUUGUUCAUCAGCACAGUCCCAAGAUCCCAGAGAGGGAGAGAUUCCCGCCUGGGGUCUCCAUGUCCUGCGCCUGUUGCCAGUCCUCCCUCCUCCCUCCCUGUUCUGUCCACACAUCCCUGCGUGUAACUGCAUUCCAACCACUAAUAAAGUGCCUAUUGUAACAGAAAAA
Messenger RNA from Pipistrellus kuhlii (Kuhl's pipistrelle), 3393 nucleotides. RefSeq names its product choline transporter-like protein 2. The record is from RefSeq and is a predicted model, not a curated record. Gene Ontology annotation, molecular function: choline transmembrane transporter activity. Gene Ontology annotation, cellular component: membrane. Gene Ontology annotation, biological process: transmembrane transport; choline transport. Lineage: Eukaryota; Metazoa; Chordata; Mammalia; Chiroptera; Vespertilionidae.